Messenger RNA from Saitoella complicata NRRL Y-17804, 744 nucleotides. RefSeq names its product 60S ribosomal protein L7. The annotation marks the transcript as partial. NCBI's taxonomy places the organism in Eukaryota, Fungi, Ascomycota, Saitoellomycetes, Saitoellales, Saitoellaceae. Gene Ontology annotation, cellular component: cytosolic large ribosomal subunit. The record is from RefSeq and is a predicted model, not a curated record. Gene Ontology annotation, molecular function: structural constituent of ribosome; RNA binding. The transcript has 2 exons. Gene Ontology annotation, biological process: maturation of LSU-rRNA from tricistronic rRNA transcript (SSU-rRNA, 5.8S rRNA, LSU-rRNA).
UCUAGUACUGUCCCCACCACCGAGCAGAUUCUCGUCCCCGAGACCCUCUUGAAGAAGAGGAAGGCUCAGGAGAAGACCGCCGAGGAGCGCAAGGCCGCCCAGGUUGAGAAGAAGAAGGCUGCCAAGGCCAAGCGUGAGGUCAUCUUCAAGCGUGCUGAGAAGUACGUCAAGGAGUACCGUGACGCCGAGCGUGAGCAGAUCCGUCUUGCCCGCCUCGCCAAGAAGGACGGUGACUUCUACGUCCCUGCCCAGUCCAAGGUCGUCUUCGUUGUCCGUAUCAAGGGUAUCAACAAGAUCGCCCCCAAGCCCCGCAAGGUCCUUCAGCUCCUCCGUCUCCUCCAGAUCAACAACGGUGUCUUUGUUAAGUUGACCAAGGCUACCUCCGAGAUGCUCCAGAUCGUCCAGCCUUACAUCACCUACGGUGACGUCAACUUGAAGUCCGUCCGUGAGCUCGUCUACAAGCGUGGAUACGGUAAGAUCAACAAGCAGCGCAUUCCUCUUUCCGACAACGCCUUGAUCGAGGCUAACCUCGGCUCUUUCGGUAUCAUCUCCAUUGAGGAUUUGAUCCACGAGAUCUACACUGUUGGUCCCAACUUCAAGCAGGCCUCCAACUUCAUGUGGCCCUUCAAGUUGUCCAACCCCAACGGUGGCUGGAAGUCCCGCAAGUUCCUUCACUUCAUUGAGGGUGGUGACUGCGGUUACCGUGGUGACGCCAUCAACGCUCUUAUCCGCCAGAUGAACUAA